This is a messenger RNA of Heterobilharzia americana, 345 nucleotides long. NCBI's taxonomy places the organism in Eukaryota, Metazoa, Platyhelminthes, Trematoda, Strigeidida, Schistosomatidae. The record is from the annotation of a GenBank genome assembly.
AUGUCAAGCAGUCUUUACAAUAAAAUAUGGAGGGAUACACAAGAAAAGUUAACUGAUAUACUGGCUCAUGAGCCAGACGCAGAAACACAAAAGCCUGAAAAGGACCGUGCUGUAGCAUUCCAGACUCUAGCAACAUUUUACAUAAAGUACAUACAGAUAUUUCGAAAUCUUGAACGAUGUUAUGAUCAAGUUGUUCAUCCUCAAAAGAGACGUCUUCUAAGAAUCCUUUUGGACUCAAAGAAGCAUAUACUUAUGUUAGGGGGUUUAUCUCCCUUGGAACACUUGUAUGUGCCUUAUAAAUCAGUACUCCAAGUCACAACUACCGCGCUGGAAGUUCUCGUAUGA